CAUUAUUAGAAUUUGAAUAGAAGUGAUCAUGUUUUUGAGUCCUACACAAACUCGAAAACCUCAAUGCGUUACCGAUACUAAAACGAAGAUCAAAAAUCCUUAUAUACCAUAACCACACAAACUCCAAAUCAUUAUAUAAACACACUUCUAUGAAUUUAAUUUUAACAACAUUGUACAUUAAUAGCACUGAUUUGCUCUAAUGACAAUGGAUGUUUCACCUGGUGAUCAGCCAUCAGAAACCGCCAUAAACCACCAGCAAGUCCUCCCAAUAACCACCCCUACACCGCCACCAAAACCCCUGAAGAAGCUCACACUCAUCCCCCUGAUUUUUCUCAUCUACUUCGAAGUUGCUGGCGGGCCUUAUGGCGAAGAGCCAGCAGUGAAAGCAGCUGGACCCCUUUUCGCCAUUCUUGGUUUCCUGAUCUUUCCAUUUAUUUGGUCUAUCCCGGAAGCUCUGAUCACUGCAGAACUCUCCACUGCUUUUCCUGGCAAUGGCGGAUACGUUAUAUGGGCUCAUCGUGCCUUCGGACCCUUUUUUGGCUCGUUGAUGGGGACAUUGAAGUUUCUUAGCGUUGUCAUCAACAUUGCAGCUUUCCCUGCUCUUGGUAUCAGUUAUGUGCAGAAGUUGUUCCCUGUUUUCUCCUCUGGUUCACCCCGAAACCUGGCAAUGUGUAUUUCGACAUUAGUACUCAGUUUCAUUAAUUUUACGGGCUUGAAUAUUGUUGGCCAUGUCGCGGUUUUUCUAGGCAUUGUGUCUUUGCUUCCCUUUAUUAUCAUGUCUCUUAUGGCUAUCCCGAAAAUUAGUCCCAAAAAUUGGAUUUCUUUAGGCCAAAAGAGCGUGAAAAAAGAUUGGAAUCUUUAUUUCAAUACCUUGUUCUGGAAUUUGAAUUUUUGGGAUAAUGUGAGCACAAUGGCUGGAGAAGUUGAGAAGCCACAAAAAACGUUUCCAAUCGCGUUGCUUUCUGCUGUGAUUUUGACUUGUGCAGCUUACAUUGUUCCCCUGAUGGCUGUUACUGGUGUUGGUCACGUUGAUCAGAACGAAUGGGAUAGCGGAUAUAUGGCUGAUGCAGCGCGGAUGAUUUCUGGAGUGUGGUUGAAAUAUUGGAUUGAGGUUGGUGCUGUACUGUCCAACAUUGGAUUGUUCCAGGCCCAGUUGAGUUCGAGUUCUUAUCAGUUACUGGGGAUGGCGGAGUUAGGAUUUUUGCCUAAAUUUUUUGCCAGGAGAUCAAAAUGGUUCAAUACUCCCUACGUCGGGAUCUUGUUAUCAACUGCUAUAAUAUUAUCUGUGUCGUUUCUUGAUUUUACAAAUAUUAUUGGAGCGGCUAAUUUCUUGUAUGGUCUGGGAAUGCUGUUGGAAUUACUGUCAUUUGUCUGGUUAAGGUACAUUUAUCCGCAGCUUAAGCGACCGUUUAGGGUUCCAAUGAGGCUGCCCGGAUUGAUAAUUAUGUGUCUGGUUCCAGCAGUGUUUCUGGUGUUCAUUAUGGUGAUUGCUACCAAAGUUGUUUAUUUGAUUAGCGGAUUGAUGACAUUGGGUGCAAUUGGUUGGUACUUUCUGAUGAAGUUAUGCAAGGCGAGGAAGUGGCUCGAGUUCUAUGAUGUUGACGAAUAAUUAAGAUACGUUUAGGUUACAUAACGUAAUUACUUUUAAACUUGAUGUAUUGGAAACACAAGUAGAAAACGUGAGACAAAAGCUAGUAAUAAUAGUUUUUUUUCAAGUAGUUCUCGACUUCUUACACAAACAGUAAGAAUAAGUGUUUAUAACUUAUAAUUCAGAAGCCGGGCUUAUAAGUCCGUGUCAAACACCCACUUUGCUCUGCAUUUGCUUCAUGUGUGUGAGUUCAUCUGUAAAGUACCUGAGUUUUGGCUGUCACUUGUCACGGAUAUCUUCCUCAUCAUAAUGAUUUUUGCAGUCCAGCUUCCACA
Molecule: messenger RNA, 1923 nt
Organism: Daucus carota subsp. sativus
Lineage: Eukaryota; Viridiplantae; Streptophyta; Magnoliopsida; Apiales; Apiaceae
Product: probable polyamine transporter At3g13620
Exons: 1
Coding region: 200-1609 (469 amino acids)
Biological process (GO): transmembrane transport
Cellular component (GO): membrane
Molecular function (GO): transmembrane transporter activity
Source: RefSeq, a predicted model, not a curated record